UUAGUACGUAUGGUACUUAAGUAUUUUAGUACACUGGCGGUAACAUUGGUAUUUAAAUUAUUGCUUAAUAUUUAUUUACAUUCUGCAUCGGUCAGUUAACUAUUCAUUUAAUAAGUUAUUUGUUGAGAAAUGUGUGGACGCACCUGCUUAACUCUAGACCCUGAUCAGGUUAUCUGUGCCUGUAAAUAUCCUAAGAAAACAACAAGACAGGAGCCCGAUUCCAAAGAGGAAGAUGAUUUCAAGGAUGAGAAAGAAUCGAAAAUGGAGACACCCGAGUGGCGGGCGGAGUUCAACCUGGGAAGACGCUACCAGGCCUCCUAUAACAUAGCGCCCACCGAUAUUACGCCCGUGAUCGUGUCCGCAGCUCAUUUCUCAGACGCCGAGGAUCAGAAGUGCGCCCGCGUGGUAAUGCCCAUGAUGUGGGGCAUGAUUCCCUUCUGGCACAAGGGUGACUACCGGCGGCAUGGGCUUACCACCAACAAUUGCCGGCUGGAGCACCUGAUGGACUCCAAGCUGUAUCGGGGUCCCUUCAAGCGGGGUCAGCGGUGUGUAGUUAUUUGCGAAGGAUUCUAUGAGUGGCAGACGGCUGGACCGGCAAAGAAACCAUCGGAGCGAGAGGCUUACCUGGUAUUCGUACCCCAGGUGGGAGAUGUGAAGAUCUACGACAAGAGUACGUGGUCGCCGCAGAAUGUGAAGCUUUUGAGAAUGGCUGGACUUUUUGACGUCUGGGAGGAUGAAAGUGGCGACAAGAUGUACAGCUACAGUAUCAUCACCUUCCAGUCCAGCAAAAUCAUGUCCUGGAUGCACUAUCGCAUGCCAGCGAUCCUGGAAACCGAGCAGCAAAUGAAUGAUUGGCUGGACUUUAAGCGAGUAAGCGAUACCGAAGCCUUGGCUACAUUGCGGCCGGCUACCGAACUGCAAUGGCAUCGAGUAACCAAGAUGGUGAACAACUCGCGAAACAAAAGCGAGGAAUGCAACAAACCAAUCGAAUUGGCGGCUAAGCCCGCAAAGCCAGCGAUGAACAAAACCAUGAUGUCGUGGCUGAAUGCCCGUAAGAAGCGGGAAGAUGAAAUUAAAACGGAACAGAGCGACGUCAGUGAUGGGGAGAAUCAGGAAAAAGAAGGUGCAACCAAGCGACGGACCUCCGCUGACGGUUCACCCGUUGCCAGUCCGGCCAAGCGACCCAGAUUCAGGGACUUAAAGAGCGCAGCUCUGAAGCAAAGCGGCAACACAAGCGAUAGCGAGGUUAAAUUGGCCGAAAGAUAAACCUGAGCAGUAAUUAAACUUCCAUAGUUGUAGUACAUUAAGUUUAUUUUCAUUAAAAACCAAAAUUUUUAUUUUCAAU
Drosophila erecta is the source of this 1345-nucleotide messenger RNA. Its product is annotated as embryonic stem cell-specific 5-hydroxymethylcytosine-binding protein. Bases 130 to 1266 code for a protein of 378 amino acids. NCBI's taxonomy places the organism in Eukaryota, Metazoa, Arthropoda, Insecta, Diptera, Drosophilidae. The record is from RefSeq and is a predicted model, not a curated record. The transcript has 3 exons. Gene Ontology annotation, biological process: DNA damage response. Gene Ontology annotation, molecular function: single-stranded DNA binding.